UUCCUUAUCAGACCUCUCGUCGUUGGACAUGGUAUCCCUGAGGCAAGCCUUGCCUCCGAGUCCCAUUCCCGAAGGGGGAAAGUCGAAAAGAAAAACCCACCACAUCCACAAAGCGAACACCAUAGGCAUCCCUUCAGAUAAGGACUUGUUCGACACCAAGAAUAACAAUCCGAGAUCGAGACGGAACUUUUUCGAGGGGUUCAAGAAUUCUUUGAAGCACAAGCAUAAGAGUGAUCCGAUGGGCUUACAAGCUAUCAAGGAGGGAGAUCAAGCGAAUUUGAACAGGAGAUGGUCUGAGGAUAAUAAAACUACGCACGACCAAAACUUGAUACCACUUGGCACCCAAGCCCGCUUGAAUACAAAAUGGCAAGACCUGAACCAGGGCGAGGUGGUCGUGGUGACAUGUUAUGACCCCAUGCAAGGCUACUUGGUCAAGCGUAACUCGAACGCUGAAAAAAUAUGGGUCCCUUCCCACGUUUUAUCCAACUUCAACCGAAAACAGGGCUCCUUCAAGUUCCUAUCGAAAUCCAAGAAACUCCUGGACGACAACUCUGAGGCGGAAACGUCAGCGCCCGAGUUCAAAGAGAAGCUCAAAGACUUGACAGUACCGAGCGGUUCCAAGGCGAUAUUCGUGUGCAGAGUGAAGAACUACGGGAUGAUCACGCAGCAGGUUUGGGAGAAGCUGGAGCCGGAACGAUACUUAUUGGGAAGCGGGAAGUGCUUGCUGGACGGUCAGGAGAGGUUGGUGAUGUUCACCAUCGAUAAUGCCAAAGUGUCGGAUUCCGGUACUUAUGCACUUUCCAUUACCAACGAAUACGGUACUGCUGCCUGUUCGGCUGUUUUGACCGUCACGAAUAGCUUUUCUUCAGUACCGGAACCCAAGGUGCAAGUGCUCUCCAGUUCGAGUGCCCUCUUAGAAUGGGAGAGCGCGGAUCAUUCCCAAUUCGUGGUCGAAUAUUGCAGGUUAGGCUCGGGAGAGUGGAUCUCCCCCAACAACAACCAACCAGUCAGUUCGCAUCAGUUCAUCGUUGAGAAUUUGAUCCCAGGCGAAACCUACAGUUUCAGAAUAGUCUGCUUACAAAAUAAUUACGUUAGUCUACCAAGCGCUGCUGUCUGUUUGCCCGCAGCAGAGAAUUUGUGUUGGCAGCAGGAGCAGUUCAAACGCAGGUAUAUCGAACUGGAAGAGAUCGGCCGAGGUCGAUUUUCGGUGGUUCGUUUAGCGCGAGAUAGAGGUACGGGCGUUGAAGUUGCGCUGAAGCAGGUUUCCAGAAGAAAACAACCCCAGAACGUAACGCAAGCUGAAAGUUCGUUGCUGGCAGAGAUGCAGCACCCAAACAUCAUAAGGUCGAUGGCUCUUUUCGAAAAUGCACCCGUGCCUGGGGUAGAUACCAUAGUUAUGGAGCUGGUCAAGGGACCGCUUUUGUUCGAUUAUAUCUGCGAGAAGGAACAGUACAAGGAGGAAGAUGUUAGAACUUACACCCGACAGCUCAUAUCAGCAUUGGAGUGGCUUCAUCGCAAUAAAAUAGCCCAUCUGGAUGUUAAA
This is a messenger RNA of Leptinotarsa decemlineata (Colorado potato beetle), 1543 nucleotides long. It is a transcript of the gene trio, whose product is annotated as trio Rho guanine nucleotide exchange factor. Gene Ontology annotation, molecular function: protein binding; ATP binding; protein kinase activity. Lineage: Eukaryota; Metazoa; Arthropoda; Insecta; Coleoptera; Chrysomelidae. Gene Ontology annotation, biological process: protein phosphorylation; axon guidance; intracellular signal transduction. The record is from RefSeq and is a predicted model, not a curated record. Gene Ontology annotation, cellular component: cytoplasm; extrinsic component of membrane; plasma membrane.